Messenger RNA from Ambispora gerdemannii, 426 nucleotides. NCBI's taxonomy places the organism in Eukaryota, Fungi, Glomeromycota, Glomeromycetes, Archaeosporales, Ambisporaceae. The record is from the annotation of a GenBank genome assembly.
AUGUCUAAAUCCCUAAUCACUGGUAAAAAACAACUCACGGAAAGAAUAGCUAAAAAAACUAAGUAUCCGCAAAAUCAAGUAAUUACAAUAAUUGAGGAAUUAUUAGAGCAAACCAAAAAAGCUCUGGUUAAAGGGGAAGAAGUUAGGUUUAUUGGCUACUAUUCUCUAAAAACUACUAUGACUAAGCCUCGUAUGGCCAUGAAUUUACAAACUAAGAAAAAGAUGAAAGUUCCUAGUAAAAGAGUGCCUAAAUCCAAAGCAAUUAAAUUAAAGAAUUUAAAUAUUGAGCCUUUAUCUGUCGCUAAGUAUUUUUAUGGGAAAGGAUUUGAGGAUUAUCGGCUGAUGCAAGAUAUGAUUUAUCUCACUUACCGAGAAAUCUUAAAAAAAGAAAACCAAGUCUUAUUCCAAGAAAAGUUUCAAGCCUGA